AUGGAGCAGGACGAGAGCUUGAGGAGUUUCUACCGGCGGGUCAAAGUGUACAGGCGGAGCGUGGGUGACGGGGAGCCUGGCCUCGGUGGUGAUAUUGGGAACUUGGACUCGCGGUUGUGCGAGUCUGAGUCUGCGCUUUCAGGCAACGACAGUCUGGAGCCUGGCACACCUGUUCUGGAUGCAGUGGACGGGCGCAAGAAGCAGCGGAGCGUCAGCGUGCGGGCCAAUGCGAAGGUGAGACCGUGUGUGUCGUUCAACACAGUACCGCUACCCAGCAAGCAUACGCUGCUGGACGAGUACGAACAGGACUUCCCCGGUGUCCAGCUGUUUCCGCAGGAGUAUACCAUGGAGGAAUACUACGACGACGAGAGUGGGUAUGUCUCCGAGGAUAAUCAAAACUAUAUGCUGCACAACAGCUACAUAACACCGGAGAUAGUUGAAAGACUGAACAAGAAUGCCACCACGAGGAGCUCAUCUCCACCUCCUCUGGACAGGGAAUAUCCAUCAGCCGGAAAACAAAAGAAAAUGUCCUCGAAGCAGCAGGCAAACAUCACCAAGAUGUUCAAGAUCGCCAAGAAUGGUAGGAUUGUGAGGGAGGAUUAUCCCAGCAGACCUACUUUGGUCAACGAUGCCUUUAUCUUGAACAGGGAUCUUAACGAUUGGCACAAUACUUGGAGAAGCAGACGGCACACCAUCGAGCAGAGGAAAGAGGACCUGUCUGAGACCUUCGAGUACCCACAGUUGUUGUUCCCACAACAGACAAAGCCCUCUGAACCCGUGAUUAUGAUGGGUGAGGAUUACAAGCCACUGACCAAAGAACAAAGAAAGAAAGAGAAGAUCAUCCACAAGAAAAUCGAGUCGACUAGUGGCCCUCGUGUGGUCUUGUGCCACAUAAGUGGCAAGCGCCAUACAUGGGUCGGCCUGGAUUGGACCAUAAAGAGGCUGAGUAAUGAUGGUGACCAUAUCGUUGUGCUUGCACACAUUCCAAGGAUGAUAUCAAGUAGACGUUUAAUCACCAGUGCUUCUGCUUCUAGAUCAAGAUCCAGGACAAGGUCAAGAAGUCGGGACGUAAAUAGGAAGGCGUAUAACAAAGGUGACUAUGAAGCUAGUGCAUUUUCAUUGGGGCAAGAUAACAACGAAAAUUUGAACAAGCAUGAAGACUUUGUAGAAUGGGCAUCCGGCUACAGUCAAGAAGAUGUAGAGACGACAAUGGAGAAUAUAUUCGAUUAUAUUGCCAACAUUUUACCCGAGGAGAGAUCGGUUAAGAUUACUGUUGAAGUGGUGGUAGGUGCUGCAUUACAUACUAUUAUUGAUGCUACCAAUGCUUAUCAACCGGACUUAAUGGUUGCUAGCACCCUUAGAUGGGAGAGAACAGACAAUUUGGUUUUAUGGAAGUCAAAUUUACUGAUUGAUAAGCUAGCUACUGUAUUCCCCUUACCAUUGUUUGUCGUUCCAGCAAGACGUAUGUUCCUGUUCGAGCAUGGACUUGAAGAAGAAUCAAAACAGAUUGAAAUAUCGCUAGAAAAGGAAAACAUAGAAAUGGAGAAAGAAAAUAAUGUCACUGGCGAUAUUGUUGAGUCUGAGGCUGAUAAAAAAAUUGUACCACCGAAAAGGAUAGGAACUAUAGGUCCACCUGAGAGAAGACUAGUUGGUGCUGAUUCAUUCACUGCUGGUUUCAAUAUGAAGCGUCCAUCUUUGGGUACUUCUGUAAGUGCACCAAUUGCUGAAAACGUAUUUGAAGAAGAAUCAGGGUCCGAAACUGGAUCUGAUGUAGAUAGUGAAUUAUCUGAUUUAUCUUCGGAUGAAGGAAACGACAAAUUAACGGUCAGAGAGAAACUUCACUUGAAAGCAAGAUCCUAUCGUUUACAAACUGCCCAAUAUUUGAAAGAUCUUGAUAACAACAAAAGUAUAUCACACGAGGAGAUUCAAAUUAAAAAGGUGGAAACGAUCAUAAAUCAAACUAUCAAAUUCUCUUUGGCCAUAGAAGAUCUUGGCAGUGAGAGUGAUGAUGAUGAUGAUGUCGGUUUGACUAAAUUGAAGCGGGUUAUAACUGGUGGUGCUGUACUUAAUCCACAGAGUGGAUCGAAAAAAUCCAUGCUAAGUGUACUUGAUAACCCUAAAACUACAAGGAAAAAGAAGUCUUUGAGUGCAACAACCAGCGGUGUGUCAGGAAAUAGGGUUCCUAGAUCUUCUCAAAUUAAGUUUGCGUCAUCGGUUAAACACAAAGAUGGCAAUAAUGCCCUGGGGAAUUCAGUCGUCCAUACGAAGCCGCAAAUUCAAGUGCAUGCCGCUUCUGAAGAUUCUUCACCAAAAUUGACUCCUAUUAGAUCUUAUAACACAGGAUCAUCAAAUCAAGCUGGAUUAAAGACUAUGAAGAGUAAUAAUUCUCUAAGGAGAGUAAAAUCCAAUGAUUCUUCUAGAAUAUCACAAUCAUCCAAAAAAUCGAGUAGCAGCACCUCCAGUGGAGGCUUUAUGUCUCUGUUCAAGGGUAAAUCAAAGGAACGCUCUGAAUCGCCCUCAUCUAAACGUAAAUCCGGAUUGAAGUUCUGGUGA
This is a messenger RNA of Nakaseomyces glabratus, 2553 nucleotides long. It is a transcript of the gene JIP4, whose product is annotated as Jip4p. The record is from RefSeq and is a predicted model, not a curated record. Lineage: Eukaryota; Fungi; Ascomycota; Saccharomycetes; Saccharomycetales; Saccharomycetaceae.